AUGUCCGAGUCUUCCUCGGCAACUUCGCCCCCUGUAUCCACUCCUCCAGCCACAGCAGCUGCAGACGAAACCCUGGGAGAUGGGCAUGGUGACAUCCCGUGGCCAGGUAACACUUUCCACAUCAUCGAGAAAACCACCUGCCGGGCAAUCACCAUUGUGGACGACAAGCCGGUGCUCUUGGAUCUCAAGGGCGACCGCCACCCAAGCACACUAUGGCAUUGCGUCGAGAGGAACGGGUACUUUGGCUUUCAGAAUCCGAGAUCGGGACGAUACAUCGGCCACGAUAGCGACACCAACAUCCGCACCAGGCUUGAGAUGCGUGGAUGGGAGUUGUGGACGCCGCGGCAGCACCCUGAAGGGGGCUACCAACUCCUAUCGCCGCUGUGGUCGGAAACGUUGAUGGUGCUAUGCGUUGCAGAGGACGGAAUCGGUCUGGCUAGACGAAGCCAUAGCACAACUCUGUGGGAGUUCAUCCGGGUGUGA
Messenger RNA from Colletotrichum spaethianum, 483 nucleotides. RefSeq lists its product as uncharacterized. NCBI's taxonomy places the organism in Eukaryota, Fungi, Ascomycota, Sordariomycetes, Glomerellales, Glomerellaceae. Bases 1 to 483 code for a protein of 160 amino acids. The transcript has a single exon. The record is from RefSeq and is a predicted model, not a curated record.